Nilaparvata lugens (brown planthopper) is the source of this 5867-nucleotide messenger RNA. It is a transcript of the gene AP-1gamma, whose product is annotated as AP-1 complex subunit gamma-1. The transcript is spliced from 19 exons. Gene Ontology annotation, molecular function: clathrin-cargo adaptor activity. The record is from RefSeq and is a predicted model, not a curated record. Lineage: Eukaryota; Metazoa; Arthropoda; Insecta; Hemiptera; Delphacidae. Gene Ontology annotation, biological process: receptor-mediated endocytosis; intracellular protein transport; Golgi to vacuole transport. Gene Ontology annotation, cellular component: membrane coat; AP-1 adaptor complex; Golgi apparatus. Bases 192 to 2918 code for a protein of 908 amino acids.
AGUGUUUCAAGUUCACUUUUUAUAGUUUGUGUCUCAAAUAUUUGUGUUCAAGUUGGUGUAAAUGUUCAAUAUAAUGCAUUUAAUUGGAAACAUAAUUGUGUGAGUAACGUAAAAUCUUUUCAAACUUAAUUAAUUGCUGAAGUUAGUGUUCAUGUCUUUCAGCAGUUUUUAAGUGACAUAUAUUAUCUGAAAUGUGGUACAUAGAAUCUGAGGACUUCAGUGUGCUACCUCCUGAACUGAAUAGAAGGUUCAAUCCCACAUUCAAUAUGGCGGCCAUAAAGCAAGUCAUCAUCGAUGCUGUCGAAAGAGUGCAAAUGCCAAGCCCGAUGCGGCUGCGCGACCUGAUCAGACAGAUCCGAGCGGCGCGCACUGCGGCCGAGGAGCGCGCAGUCAUCAACAAGGAGUGCGCCACCAUCCGGUCCACCUUCCGCGAGGAGGACAGCGUCUGGCGGUGUCGCAACAUCGCCAAGCUACUCUACAUACACAUGCUCGGUUACCCGGCACAUUUUGGACAGUUGGAGUGCUUGAAGCUGAUUGCGUCGCCAAGAUUCACUGACAAGAGGAUCGGCUAUUUAGGUGCUAUGUUACUGCUUGAUGAGAGACAAGAUGUACAUUUGUUGAUUACAAACUCUUUAAAAAAUGACCUGAACAGUUCAACGCAGUUCGUAGUUGGGCUGGCGCUAUGCACACUGGGCGCGAUCGCCUCACCCGAGAUGUCACGUGACCUGGCCUCCGAGGUGGAGCGCCUCAUGAAGUCGCCCAACGGUUAUGUGCGCAAGAAAGCUGCGCUGUGCGCCUUUCGCAUCGUGCUCAAAGUGCCCGAACUCAUGGAGAUAUUUCUGCCCGCCACUCGCUCGCUGCUCUCCGAAAAGAAUCAUGGUGUUCUCAUCACCGGUGUGACACUCAUUACGGAGAUGUGUGAAAACAGUAUAGACACUCUUCAACACUUCAAAAAAGACGCCUGCUUUCGGGAGAUUGUACCAAAUUUAGUAAGAAUUUUAAAGAAUCUCAUAUUAGCUGGUUAUUCUCCGGAGCACGACGUUUCUGGUGUCAGUGAUCCAUUUUUACAAGUGAAAAUACUGAGGUUACUAAGGAUACUGGGCAAGAACGAUGCGGAAGCUUCAGAAGCCAUGAAUGACAUUCUGGCCCAAGUGGCCACCAACACUGAGACUAGCAAAAAUGUGGGAAACACCAUCCUCUACGAGACUGUCUUAUCAAUAAUGGACAUCAAGUCGGAAAGUGGACUAAGGGUACUAGCCAUCAACAUCCUGGGCCGGUUCCUGUUGAACAACGACAAGAACAUCCGCUAUGUGGCGCUGAACACGCUGCUCAAGACAGUCUACGUGGACACGAGUGCCGUGCAGCGUCACCGCACCACCAUCCUCGAGUGCCUCAAGGACCCGGACGUGUCGAUAAGGCGGCGCGCUCUGGAGCUGAGCCUGGCACUGGUGAACGCCAACAAUGUGCGCACCAUGAUGAAGGAGCUGCUGGUGUUCCUGGAGAAGGCCGACCCCGAGUUCAAGGCGCAGUGCUCGUCCAACAUCAUGCUUUCCGCCGAGCGCUACUCGCCCAACAAGCGCUGGCAUCUCGACACCUUGCUUAGAGUUUUGAUAGCGGCGGGUAACUAUGUUCGCGAUGACGUGGUAUCGAGUACAAUCCAGCUGAUCUCGGAGACGCCGUCGCAGCAGGCGUACAUGGUGCAGCAGCUGUGGACGGCACUGGAGCAGGACCAUGCCGACAGGCAGCCACUCACGCAGGUCGCCACAUGGUGCAUCGGCGAGUAUGGCGAUCUGCUGCUCUAUUCACCCGACUCGCCUAUCAAGGUUAAUGAAUCAGAUGUGAUAGAAGUGUACCAUAGGCUUCUCUGGUCGACCCAGAAUACAGUUGUUACCAAGCAGUAUGCGCUAACAUCGUUGACUAAACUCAGCACUCGUUUCCAAACCGAAACAAGCAAAAUCCGCGAGCUAGUAGAGAUGUUCGGCAGUCACGUGCACAUGGAGCUGCAGCAGCGCGGCGUGGAAUUCACGCAGCUGUUUGGCAAGUAUGGGCAUCUGCGGGGCGCGCUGUUAGAGCGCAUGCCUCCCAUGGAGAGUGCGGCGGCCCGGUCACGUGACCCGGCGGCUGACACGAACGGUGACGUCACACCGGGGCUGGCUGCCGGCGACUCGUCGCCUGAGGACAUGCUUGGUGGCGGAGGGGGAGGCCUCGUGGGAGGUGUGGGUGGAGGGGGUGGCCUGGGAGGCGGAGGAGGGGGUCUCGAGGGACCGGACUCGAAUGCUCUGUUAGUACUACUUGGAGGCGAUGGAGGAGACGCAGACGUAGUUAGACCAUUAGAUGCAAUUAAGCCACCAUCAGCCAAUAAUCAAGAUCUACUCGAUUUGUUGGGUGGGUUAGAUAGUGGGAUAGACAACUCAACGCCAACAUCAAAUUCGUUGCCACAAACAAUGAUUACUACAAACUCCGUCCCGAUCCAGAACAAUAACAACAUUCUUCUCAACACGUACAACAACAGCACGCCCAGCUAUCUAAUAGACGACAUCAACACCACUAUUCGUAAACCAGUCCAAAUGAUGGCGUACAACAAGAACUCGCUGCGAAUAACGUUUGACGUAGAGAGACUGAACGAUGUGCCAAGUACAACCGAAGUGAGCGUAGUCGCCAACAAUGACUCAUCAGCUCCCUUCACGGAAUUCGUUUUCCAAGCGGCUGUUCCCAAGACAUUCCAACUUCAAAUGAUGCCUCCCUCUGGAACCGUCAUACCUGCCAAUGGUUGCGUCACGCAAGUACUAAGAGUCACCAAUUCCAAUAAUUCGGCGUUGCGGAUGCGUAUGAGAGUGUCGUACCGCACGAGCGAGGGUGCCUCCAUACAGGAUCAGGCUGAGGUUAACAACUUCCCCACCGACUCCCCCACCCAAUGACAACGAUCUCUGCGCUACCUGGACCUCCGCUAACACUAUCCUAUCCCAUCCCAUCCCACAAACAUCAAAGAUAUUUUUUUAUGAUGAGCGUCAAUUGUUUUUCUUAUAUAUUAUAUCAAUUGUAGAACAAUGACUAAUCGAAGUGAAGAAAUUAGCUCGUACUCCUAUGGUUGAAAAUGGGUCAACAUCGUUAUUUUAACUACAGAUGUGUUUACUGCCUCAGUUGACUUUAUAAGGUAUGUGUAGAUAAUAUUAUAAUAUUGUUGAUGAUCAACUGGUUUUGCGAGAACUUCCUCAGUUAAAUAGAAAAAUUUGUGUUAACUUUGUUUUUUGGUUGAUUUUAUUUUAGCCAAUUACACCAACGUCAAUCACAGUUUGAUCUCCGAUAAACCAUCAACUUAUACAAGCAAUCAAAGAUUAAUCUUGAUCGACGUUUAUGCAACUGGCUGUCUCUGUUGUCAACUAUUAGGUUUCGUUAAUAAUUACUAAAAGGAUGUUAACAAGAUCUUCGUUAUAAUCUUCAUCGUUCAGACUAAUGGAAGCAAAAUUAUUUAUGCAUUUUUUUGAAUGAAAUAUUCAAUCUAUUGUGAUCGUUUUCACAUAAAACAUUCAAAGGCGGUUACAUCCGGGAAUUGCUUGAUUUACGACUAGUUGCACAAACGUCAGUCAACGUUCGACCUCUGAUCAACUGUGACUGAAGUUAGUGCUGAUAACCGUCAAUGUUCAUAAUUGUUCAUAUCAAAAAUACCAAUUAUCUGAAGAUCUGUCAACAACCUUUGUGAUUAGUUGCGAAGGCUUAAUAAUUUUAUAUUAGUUUUUUUUUUUAAUAUAUGAUGAAUAUAUUCAUUCGUCGAUUAAAUUGAUUGUACUAGUUAAUCAAAAUUGAUUUCUGAAUUGUUUUUUCCUUGAUAACUAUGAUACGUUUCUGACCGCCUUUUUGUGGUUGGAAUUAUGUUAAAUAUCCCAUUGUAUGGUUAGUAGAAAAAUAAAUUGGACUGGAGCCUUUAUUUUAUUAAUAACAUCAUCAAUAUUUUUGUCUGGCUGGUCUAUGUAAAUUCGAUCUGUACGGUUGUGUAAUGAUAAUGCAAUAAUUUGCAUCUGCUGUAAAUUUGCAAUUUUUUGGAAAUAAUGAACUUAAGGACAGAUAUUUAAUGAAAAUUGUCAUGUAAUUGUAAACCUGUCACCUCGUCAUUUCUUAAGAAUCCGUUGAUAAUAUUCAGUUCAUAUUUUUCUUCAUAAAGCUCAGACCAAAAGUAUCUCAUUCUCCCUUUAUUGAGGCUCUUUUAUACUUUUGUUAAUACCUUUUUGUAUUGCAUAUUUUUGCUAAUAUUUUUUAAAAAAUUCAAAGGAAAUUUAGUUACGUCAGAGUUGGAAAAAUCAAUUUAUUAACAUCCUAUUGCAUCAUGUGAACAUCUAAGCAUUCUAUUUGUUGAAAUAUAUAUUACAGCUCCGAAUUAGAUGAUGGAAGUAUGAAUUAUUUCAAGAAUAAGACUGAAUUAUUAUUACAUUCUGACCUGUGCUACCAUGAUACACAAACUAAAUACUUCCAUAAAUUACCAAUUAAUUCAUCAAACAAAGAAGUCAUUCUAUUCUGUUCAAACUCAUAAAAAAAUAAUGGUUCUUGAGAUUAAUUGUUGAAGGUUAAUCGAAAUGAAACUUUAAAACGAAUUUAAUUAAACAAACCUAGUUUGAUGUUUAACCUGACUACAUGUGUUUCUUUUCUCUCACAAUAUCAUUCAACAAAAAGAACGAUUUCUUUGUAGAAAACUUUCUUCAUGUGUUAUUGGAUUAUAAAAUUAGUAUUUUGAAAUGGGACACUGAAAUAAUACACAUCCAAUCUUUGAAUUAGUUUGAACUGAACAUUAGAAUGGUUUCAAAAGUCAAUACGAGGUGAUUGAAAUUUUGAGCAAUUGAUUGCCAAAUAUCCUAUUUGAAGAGAAUUUCUUGAUAUCUAAUUUAUAAAAAUUAAUUGUAUAUAGUAAGAAAUUAUACUAAUUGGGUAAUGCAGCAGUAUACAUUUCAACUAAUCUUAAUACUGGGUAAAUAAUAAUAUUAUUACUAGGCUUUAUGACAUUUUUAGAAUAUAAAAUUGAAGUAAACUGUCCGUCUGAUUCAAAUCAUAUUUUAAUCAUGACUAGAAUUAUUAUUACUGCAGAGAGAUUAUUAUUACAGAAACAGAAAAACUUUGUUAUCGAUGACAAAGUUUCUUAAAAAAUCAAGUAGAUGGACGGAACUGUAUGUCUAGCAUUAAAAUAACGAAUUUUCACGAUCAACUUCUUUGCUUUGUAAGUUACGGUAGACCACGUACUGUAUUGUGCUCAGUGCAUAUUUUUUAUGAAAAUUUUAUUUUCUUGGAAAUCGACACCAUAUAUUUAGUUAUUUGUCAGGAAAUCUGCACUCUACUCGUAUCCCAUCUACUAAGUCUAAGUUCAUAAUUUCGGAAAUUUCUUGUUCUCAGUAAAUUUGACGCAAUGAAUAUAGCACUCGAGGAUUUAGCUUUCCCCUACUCAGAAUUUUCGAGACCAAUUUGUCGAACUGGUAGUGAAUAAAUUACAAUAUACAAGUAAUGUUGGAGAAUGGGCCACGAUUCCUAAAGUUACUUCUUGUGGCGAUCUAGAAAAAUACUACAUUUGAUAGUCGAAAAUAGAUAGAUAUUAAUGAAAAUCAAAGUCAUUGUUGUAUAAAAUCAUAGUGUGUAAGAUAUAUUUAUUUCAAAGAAUGGAAUAGUCUAUCUUUCAUUGUUAUUUAGUGAUAGCUCGUGUUGGCUCAUUUGAAGAAAAUCAACUCACUCAAGUCACUUCUUUGCUGUUAUGAUACUAGAAUAUUUGCAAACUAUUUAUUUUCUAAAGAUUAUUCUUAUUGUAAUUCCAAUACCAAAUAAAGCCACAACAGAUAUUAAAUCUUCCCAAUUUUGAUUCUAUAAAUCUGAAAAACACAUCACAUUGUUUA